Molecule: messenger RNA, 1599 nt
Organism: Cyphellophora attinorum
Lineage: Eukaryota; Fungi; Ascomycota; Eurotiomycetes; Chaetothyriales; Cyphellophoraceae
Product: putative MFS-type transporter
Exons: 8
Coding region: 1-1599 (532 amino acids)
Biological process (GO): transmembrane transport
Molecular function (GO): transmembrane transporter activity
Source: RefSeq, a predicted model, not a curated record
AUGGGUCUAGGAAUAAAGGAUGACAAGUCUUUGGAUCACGUUCCGGGCACGGUCCUGCUCGACGACGAGACAACUGUCACCAACACGGGCAACUUGAAGCAUGGCAAAGGUCGCAAUGCCCACAUUGUACUCUCGCCACAGCCAAGCAACGACCCAAACGAUCCCUUGAACUGGUCAGCAUGGAAAAAAGAGCUGAUCAUUGUUAUUCUAUCGCUGGGAGCUAUGCUGAAUGCUGGAGUCAACGGUCCAUUGCUAAACGCCUCUUACUUUGGGCUUUCUCAGCAGCUGGACACCACGAUAACUACAGUUGUGUUGGCAUCUGGCUACAAUUUGCUAGCGGCGGGCUGCAUCGGACCGUUUGUCUGCGCCUUCGCGAGAAAGUAUGGCAAGCGACCGGUCUUCCUCGUGUCCACGCUCUUCAUCAUCGUCGGCACUGCCAUCGGGCAGGCCAAGGUCGACUACAACUACCUCCUCGCCGCCCGCAUCAUUCAAGGCUUCUCCACGUCCGCUUUCGAAUCCCUGAUCGUUUCCACCGUCGGUGACAUCUAUUUUGUUCAUCAACGCGGUCUGCGUAUUGCUGUGAUCAACUUCAUUCUCAACGCCGCAUCUAGUCUUGCAUCCAUCAUCUGCGGCAUCUUCUGCGUCUUCCAGUUCCUUCUCAUGUUCUUCUUCUGCCCGGAGACCACAUACUUGCGGGACACCCGAUACAACACCGAUCUGACCGGCGCUGAUGCGCCCGAAGUCAUGGGAGUCGAGAGUAAGCCCGACGUCGAAAAGCCAGUGGAGCAUGCGGAGCAGGACAUGAACGUACCGACUAAGAAGACAUUCGUUCAAGAGCUUGCAGUCUACACUGGCGUCUACUCUCAAGACUCCAUCUUCAAGUUCCUCCUGGGCCCAUUUCUAACUCUGCUCAACCCAGCGGCAUGCUACGCAGUAAUCGCCAGUGGUCUCCUCAACAGCUGGUACGUUGGCUCUGCGAUCAUCCUGGCUGGCAUUUUUGCGGGACCUCCUUGGACAUUCAAUGCAGCACAAAUAGGAUAUCUAGGAGCAGGUCCAUUCAUUGGUGGACUCAUUGGGUCUCUGGUCUGUGGUUUCUUCGGUGACCAUGUGAUCAAGUAUUUGACCCGGAGGAAUAAGGGUAUAUACGAACCCGAAUUCCGCCUCGUUUUCAUGCUCCCAUCCGGCAUCGCUUGUGGGUUAGGCAUGUUCCUGUUCGGAUACACUCUGUCAAUCGGCGCAUCAGCGUACCUUUGCGCCUUCCUGCAAGGUGUCAUGAUGGUCGGGGUGCUCAUCGGCAUCUUCAGUUCGCUAACCUAUGGCCUGGAUGCAUUCCGAAGCCAGAGUAACGAAAUCUUUGUGAUGAACAUGCUGUUUAAGAACUUUAUGUUCUAUGGUCUCUCCAACUUCGCCAACGAUUGGGUUGCCGCCAAAGGCCCACAGGAGAUCAUGUACGUUUUCGGAGGCACGUCUAUUUUCCUCUGCCUCCUUGCUCUACCAGUGUACAUUUUCGGCAAACGUCUGAGGGCCUGGUGGAGUCGCAACGACUUGUUUGUCAAACUCAACAUGACGACUAGUGGGCCUGCAGGCGAGAUGGGAUAA